UCUCCUUAUUGGAGGUUUUCCCUAAUUUGAGAGGCCCUUUAAAAGUGCGAGCGUCCUCCACCCUUCUUUUCAGCAGGGCUGCUCUGAGGAUUGAGCAGGGGAAGGGGCGACCCAGCACCCUCCUGGCUUUGGCUCUUUGGCUCGCCUUCCUCUCCAUCACUGGAAGACAGGGCACACCCUGAGCCAUGAGGCUGCCCCUGCUCCUGACUUUGCUGCUUCUCAUUCCAGUGGCUGUGCAGCUGUUGGAUACUAGGCAGUUUUUAAUAUAUAAUGAAGAUCACAAACGCUGUGUGGAAGCAAUAAGCCCCAGUGCAGUCCAAACAUCAGUUUGCAACCCAGACAAUGAAGCACAGAAAUUCCGAUGGGUGUCAGAAUCCCAGAUUAUGAGCAUUGCCUUUAAAUUAUGCUUGGGGGUGCCAUCAAAAUCGGAUUGGGUUCCUAUCACUCUCUAUGCCUGCGACUCAAAAAGCGAAUUUCAGAAAUGGGAAUGCAAAAAUGACACACUUUUGGGAAUCGAGGGGGAAGAUUUAUUUUUUAACUAUGGCAAUAGACAAGAAAAGAACAUUAUGCUUUACAAAGGAUCUGGUUUAUGGAGCAGAUGGAAGAUCUAUGGGACCACAGAUGAUUUAUGUUCUAGAGGUUAUGAAGUCAUGUACACACUACUGGGCAAUGCAAAUGGAGCAGCCUGUGUAUUUCCAUUCAAGUUUAAAGACAAGUGGUAUGCGGAUUGCACAAAAGAUGGCUCAUCGGAUGGAUGGUUCUGGUGUGGAACCACUGCAGAUUUUGACACAGAUAAGCUAUUUGGAUAUUGCCCAUUGAAAUUCGAAGGCAGUGAAAACUUAUGGAACAAAGAUCCACUGACUGGUGUUUCCUACCAGAUAAACUCCAAAUCUGCUUUAACUUGGCACCAAGCAUGGAAGAGCUGCCAGCAACAGGGUGCCGAACUCUUGAGCAUCACAGAAAUACAUGAGCAAACAUACAUGACAGGAUUAACCAGUUCCUUGACUUCAGGACUCUGGAUUGGACUUAACAGUCUGGGUUCAAACAGUGGAUGGCAAUGGAGUGGUGGCAGUCCAUUCCGCUAUUUAAACUGGUUACCAGGAAGUCCAUCAGCAGAACCUGGACAAAGCUGUGUGUCACUGAAUCCAGGGAAGAAUGCCAAGUGGGAAAACCUGAACUGUGCUCAGAAACUAGGCUACAUCUGUAAAAAGGGCAACACAACUUUGAAUCCUUUUGUUAUUCCCUUGGAAAGUGAUGUGCCUACUAACUGUCCCCCUCAGUGGUGGCCAUACACAGGUAACUGUUACAAGAUUCACAGAGAGGAGAAGAAAAUCCAAAGAGAUGCCUUGACCGCAUGUAGGAAGGAAGGUGGUGAUCUGGCAAGCAUCCAUACCAUCGAGGAAUUUGACUUCAUUAUCUCCCAGCUGGGUUACGAGCCAAAUGAUGAGUUAUGGAUUGGCUUAAAUGACCUCAAGAUUCAAAUGUAUUUUGAAUGGAGUGAUGGGACCCCAGUGACAUUUACCAAAUGGCUUCGUGGAGAACCAAGCCAUGAAAACAAUAGGCAGGAAGACUGUGUUGUGAUGAAAGGCAAGGACGGGUACUGGGCAGACCGGGCCUGCGAGCGGUCGCUGGGCUACAUCUGUAAGAUGAAAUCACAAGCCCACGGGCCAGGAAUAGUGGAAGUAGAACCAGGCUGCCGGAAAGGCUGGAAAAGACACGGCUUCUACUGCUAUAUGAUUGGACACACACUUUCAACAUUUUCAGAAGCAAACCAAACCUGUGUGAAAGAGAAUGCUUACCUAACAACUGUUGAAGACAGAUAUGAGCAAGCCUUCCUCACUAGUUGGGUUGGAUUGAGGCCUGAGAAAUACUUUUGGACAGGCCUUUCCGAUGUCCGGAACAAAGGGACCUUCCAGUGGACCAUCGAGGAGGAGGUUCAGUACACUCACUGGAACUUCGAAAUGCCAGGGAGAAAAGCUGGGUGUGUUGCCAUGAAAACUGGGACCGCAGGGGGCCUGUGGGAUGUUUUGAGUUGUGAAGAAAAGGCAAAAUUUGUGUGCAAACACUGGGCAGAGGGAGUGACUCGUCCACCGGAGCCCACAACAACACCCGAACCCAAAUGUCCAGAGGAUUGGGGCACCACCAGUAAAACAAGCUUGUGUUUCAAGCUGUUUACAAAAGGAUUACAUGAGAAGAAAACAUGGUUUGACUCUCGAGAUUUCUGUAGAGCUCUGGGUGGAGAUCUAGCGAGUAUCAAUAAUAAAGAGGAACAGCAAGCAAUAUGGCGAUUAAUAACGGCUAGUGGAAACUACCACGAGCUGUUUUGGUUGGGGCUGACAUAUGAAAGUUCUUCAGAGGGCUUUACUUGGAGUGAUGGUUCUCCUGUUUCCUAUGAAAAUUGGUCUUACGGAGAACCUAAUAAUUAUGGAAAUUCUGAAUACUGUGGAGAGCUGAAAGGUGACCCUAGUAUGUCCUGGAAUGAUAUUAACUGUGAACAUCUUAAGAACUGGAUUUGCCAGAUACGUAAAGGCCAAACACCAAAACCUGAGCCAACACCAACUCCUGAAGACAAUCCACCGGUCACUGAAGAUGGGUGGGUUAUCUACAAAGACUACCAGUAUUAUUUUAGUAAAGAGUCGGAAACAAUGGACAAUGCACGAGAAUUUUGCAAGAGGAAUUUUGGUGAUCUUGUUUCCAUUCAAAGUGAAAGUGAAAAGAAGUUUCUAUGGAAAUAUGUAAACAGGAUGGAUGCACAGCCAGCUUAUUUUAUUGGUUUAUUGAUCAGCUUGGAUAAAAAGUUUUCUUGGAUGGAUGAAAGCAAGGUGAAUUUUGUGGCUUGGGCCCCAGGUGAACCCAAUUUUGCAAAUGACGAUGAAAACUGUGUAGUCAUGUAUGCAAAUUCAGGGCUUUGGAAUGACAUUAAUUGUGGUUAUCCAAAUCCCUUCAUCUGCCAGCGACAUAACAGCAGCAUCAAUGCCACAGCUGUUCCUACCACGCCCCCGGCCCCAGGAGGUUGUAAGGAAGGUUGGAGUUUCUACAACAACAAGUGUCUCAAAAUCUUUGGAUUUGUUGAACAAGAAAGAAAAACAUGGCAAGAGGCACGAAAAGCUUGCAUAGGAUUUGGAGGGAAUCUGGUAUCCAUACGCAAUGAAAGAGAGCAAGCAUUUCUGACCUAUCAUAUGAAAGAUUCCACUUUUAAUGCCUGGAUUGGGCUGAAUGACGUCAACUCAGAGCAUACUUUCCUUUGGACGGAUGGGCGAGGCGUUCACUACACCAACUGGGGGAAAGGUUACCCCGGCGGAAGAAGGAGCAGUCUUUCAUAUGAAGAUGCUGACUGUGUUGUUAUUAUUGGAACGAAAUCUAAAGAGGCAGGAAAGUGGAUGGACGACACCUGUGACAGUAAGCGAGGCUAUAUAUGCCAGACACUUCCCGACUCUUCCUUGCCUAAUUCUCCAGCAACAGUUCCAACAGAUGGCUUUAUUAAGUAUGGUGAAAGUAGCUAUUCUCUCACGAAGUUAAAGUUACAAUGGCAUGAAGCAGAAAGUUAUUGCAAGCUUCACACGUCUCUUAUGGCUAGCAUUCUAGAUCCCUAUAGUAACGCAUUUGCAUGGAUGCAAAUGCAAGCAUUUAAUGAACCUGUGUGGAUCGGCCUAAACAGUAACUUGACCAAUGGUGAAUACGCUUGGAUUGAUAAAUGGAGAGUGAGAUACACUAAUUGGGCUACUGAUGAGCCCAAACUGAAAACAGCAUGCGUUUAUCUGGAUCCUGAUGGCUACUGGAAGACAGCAAAUUGCAAUGAAAGUUUUUAUUUUCUCUGCAAAAGAUCAAAUGAAAUCCCUGCCACUGAACCUCCGCAACUGCCUGGACGAUGCCCGGAGACAGAGCACUCAGCGUGGAUUCCUUUCCAUGGUCACUGCUACUAUAUCGAGUCUUCGUACACGAGGCACUGGGGCCAAGCGUCUCUGGAAUGUCUUCGAAUGGGUGCUUCUUUAGUUUCUAUUGAAAGUGCUGCUGAAUCAAGUUUUCUGUCAUACCGAGUUGAGCCACUUCAAAGCAAAACCAAUUUUUGGAUAGGAUUGUACAGAAAUGUUGAAGGAAAGUGGCAAUGGAUAAACAAUAACCCACUCUCCUUUGUCAACUGGAUGGCGGGAGAGCCCACUGGUGAACGAAAUGAUUGUGCCUCUUUAGUUGCAUCUUCUGGAUUUUGGAAUAAUAUUCACUGUUCUUCCUACAAAGGAUAUAUUUGUAAAAGACCAAAAAUUAUUGAUCCUGAACCUACCCAUACGUUGAUGACAGAAAAAGCUAACCCAAGGAAGAUGGAGCCGUCUAAGCCGUCCAAGCCGUCUUCCGGGGUAGCAGGAGGAGUCGUCGUGGUGAUCCUCCUGAUUGCCGUGGGCGGUGGCCUCGCGGCGUAUAUGUUUUAUAAGAAGAGACGUGUGCAUUUACCUCAGGAGAGCACUUUUGAAAACACCCUCUAUUUUAAUAGUAGACCGAGCACAGGAACUAGUGACACGAGAGAUCUCGUGAGCAACAUUGAACAGAACGAGCAUGCCGUCAUCUAGAACCACCAUGUGAUUUAGUUAUAUGUGAAUUUCAUAGGAUUAUAACUAAAAUGUUAAGGUCUUUGAUUCAAUCUGAUAAUUUUGUUUAAAAUUAGGACUGUGUUGCACUGGCCUGUCCUUUUUCUUUGCCUAAUUGCAGAAAUAAUUGCUCAUUUUCUAGCCUAGCAAGAUGUUUUCACAAAAGAGAGAUAAGGUUGACUACCACUUUAAAAAAUAUCAGGUGAAUGCAUAGCACAGUAAUGCCAAUAUUUAAGCGUCAUUGGUAUAUAGCUAUUGUCAACUGCAUGUAGAUUAUAAGAAUCCCAGAAACAACGAGGCUUCUUGAAAUAGUUUAAGGAGCUCCCAAAGAAAUGUUACCUAUUUAAUAAUAAUUCAGGAAUUAGAAGACCAUUUUAAAAAUUAAGUACAAAUAACCUCAGGUGGCAUAAAAAUUUAGUCACUUUUUUGUUGUUGCCAAUCUUGAGUUUUCACUCCAAUUAUUUAGAAUUGUAUUUGUACCUGUGCAGGAAGAAUAAGGCAGCUGAGAAUGUUGUUUUCACCAAGCAGGAUUUUGAGGUUGAAUAUUGCAAAGGUGUUCUUAGUCCUGUUAUAUGUAUAUCAGGAAUGCAAACAUGUGAAAUAAGAGUGUAAAUUUGCAUAACUGGAUGUACUUUGAUAAUGUGAAAUAAACAUCAAAGACAAGGUCUAUUUUUAAAA
Myotis daubentonii (Daubenton's bat) is the source of this 5258-nucleotide messenger RNA. It is a transcript of the gene MRC1, whose product is annotated as mannose receptor C-type 1. NCBI's taxonomy places the organism in Eukaryota, Metazoa, Chordata, Mammalia, Chiroptera, Vespertilionidae. The record is from RefSeq and is a predicted model, not a curated record.